Molecule: messenger RNA, 1686 nt
Organism: Nothobranchius furzeri (turquoise killifish)
Lineage: Eukaryota; Metazoa; Chordata; Actinopteri; Cyprinodontiformes; Nothobranchiidae
Gene: s100s
Product: S100 calcium binding protein S
Cellular component (GO): cytoplasm
Molecular function (GO): calcium-dependent protein binding; calcium ion binding
Source: RefSeq, a predicted model, not a curated record
AGGGUGGAGGAGUGGAGGAACAGGUGAUAUUUAAGCCACGGGUAAACUCUCCUCAUCCAUCUCUGCUUUGGCUCUGUCCUCUUGCUGCUCUUUAAAGACAAAGGAAGGCCCUCAAUCAACACUCAGUCUCUCCACGAGUCCAGCACGAGACGCUCCAAGAUGCCGGACACAAUCAUGUCCAAGGAGCCCAGUUCCAACCUGGAGAGCGCCAUGCAGAUGCUCAUAAAAACCUUCCACAAGUACUCGGGGAAGGAAGGUGACAAGUACACCCUGAGCCGGGGCGAGCUAAAGGAGCUGCUGCUAGAGGAGCUGGGGAGUUACCUGGGGAGCUCCAAAGAUAACGAAGCAGUGGAGAAGGUGAUGAACGACCUGGACGCCAACAACGACGGAGAAGUGGACUUCACAGAGUUCAUCAUCCUGAUGGGCGCUCUCACGGUGGCCUGCAACGACUUCUUCCUGGAGUACAAAACAGACGACAAGAAAGAUGACUCUGCACAGAAGUAAUUGAAAAUGUGCAAGAUAAGCUGGGGAAGUGAAAGAUGAAGAGGAGGGGACUGAAUUGCAUCUCCGAAGGCUUUUUCCCCGUUUAUUACCCAAUCUCUAAACUCUACAUUCUCAAAUAAGUUUAAAAAAAAAAACAGCUAAUUUGUAGGUUCACAAAACAUGGGGAAUUCAGUGGGAGGACUGUUUUACUUCUGCAACCGUCAUUCAUACCCAGACUAAUCCGGACUGAGUUCCACUGAGAGGCUUAACGUAAACAACGGGCCACAUUUCUGCAGCUUCCCACUCAGACUCAGCUAUAUGUUCAUGGUAGCCUUAAGGAGGGAUUGGAAAGAAAUUAAGAUUUUCAGAAAUGAGCAUUUCUUGCACGUGAAUAAUUUGUGAACACAUAUAAAGUUUCAAAUUAUAGUAUUGUAUGUACUCAGUGUUGGAAAAAUAGGAGAUCUUACACCUAUUUUGUAACCUUUUACAGAAAUAACCAGUGCUUCAACAAAUAAACAUGACAUUUAACCAGUAAUUGUUACCUUUUUAUUUUUAUUUUCUUAAUGUAAUCUCUAACUCUCUUACUAGACUGUUGUGUGGGAUGCUAAUUAAAUUAGGAAAUAAGAGUAAAUACUUUUUUAUCAGCCUAUUCACUGUUUAUUUUGCUACAUGUACUCUAAAAAACAAAAUGUUGACUUUACUUAACAAGUUAUGUUAAUUAAUUCAAAUUAUUCUAGUUGCUUAAAUGUAAAGAGCAACUUACGUUUACUUUUAACAUAAUGUAGGUUCAGUGGAACCAGUUGACGUAACGUGGUUAAGUAAAUUCAACAUUUAAUUUCUUACAGUGUAGAUCUGUAUGAAUAUUUGGAUUUUAGAUUAAUCACAUCAGAAGAUCAUCAUGUUUCUGAAAGGAGAUGAAAAUAACAACACAGUAUUAAAUGUAUUAACUAAACAGCCGAGGUUUUCAGAAAUAAAACGGUUCGCAAAAUCUGUUUUGGUCUUUUUAACUAGCUGUUAGCUUGUCAGUCCUAUGAGAACGUAUCUGUUUAUCAUUCACAACCUUUCCACAGUUCCACAUUUCAAAGAAUUAGAUCUAUAUUUUGAAUAAGCUGUUUGUUGACACCAGAACAACAAAAAUAAAGCCUGUUGUACACUUACAGCUAGCUUUAGCACUCCUGGUGUAGUCCAUUUUAAAAAGAUUGA